UCCUGCGCAGAAAAGGCGCGUGAAGAAACGCACUUCCUGACAGUUUGUGCUGUGUGAUGUCUGCUCCAACUUUAAUUUUCUUGUUUGUCAUAACAUGUAUUUCUUGGACGGAAAAUAUAGCAGUAAAUGCUCCCCCAAACAUUAUCAUAAUGCUUAUGGAUGACAUGGGUUGGGGGGAUCUGGGGGUCUUUGGGCAGCCCUCCAGAGAGACCCCCAACCUGGAUGCCAUGGCUGCAGAGGGCAUGCUGCUUCCAAACUUCUACACUGCCAACCCACUGUGUUCACCAUCCAGAGCUGCACUUCUCACUGGGAGGCUGCCUGUCCGAAAUGGCUUCUACACCACGAAUGGCCAUGCCAGAAACGCAUACACACCGCAGGAGAUCGUGGGAGGGAUAUCCAGGGAUGAGAUUCUGUUACCUCAGAUGCUGAAAAAGAAAGGAUAUGUCAACAAGAUAGUUGGAAAAUGGCAUCUGGGUCACAGAGCACAGUACCUUCCCCUGAAGAACGGAUUCGACGAAUGGUUUGGUGCACCGAACUGCCAUUUUGGACCCAACAACAACAGCGGGCGACCUAACAUCCCUGUGUAUAACAACUCGGAAAUGGUCGGCAGAUACUAUGAGGAGUUUAAGAUCGACAGAAAGACUGGAGAGUCCAACCUCACACAGAUUUACUUGCAGGAAGGUCUUGACUUCAUUGUCCGGCAGACUGUAGCCCAACAGCCCUUUUUCCUGUACUGGGCCGCCGACGCCACUCAUGCUCCAGUCUAUGCUUCCAGACGCUUCCUCGGGAAGAGCCAGCGAGGCCGGUAUGGUGAUGCAGUGAUGGAACUGGACGACAGUGUUGGUCAGAUCCUGUCACAGCUGAGGAGUCUGGGUAUUGAAAACAGCACCUUUGUUUUCUUUACCUCUGACAACGGAGCUGCUCUAAUGUCGGGCCCAAAUGAGAGUGGCAGCAACGGGCCGUUCCUCUGUGGGAAGGAGACCACCUAUGAAGGGGGCAUGAGAGAGCCUGCCAUUGCCUGGUGGCCUGGAAACAUCGCAGCAGGCACGGUGAGUUUCCAACUGGGCAGUGUAAUGGACCUGUACACCACCAGUUUAGCACUGGCUGGCAUCAGUCUGCCUGAUGAUCGAGUCCUGGACGGACUGGACUUGACAGCAGUCUUCCUGAACAGCUCUCAAACACUGCAGAACAGACCAAUCUUCUAUUACCGAGGGAAUGAACUGAUGGCGGUCAGACUUGGACAAUACAAGGCCCACUACUGGACCUGGACCAACUCGUGGGAUGAGUUGAAAGAGGGUGUGAACUUCUGUCCAGGUCAGGAGGUAGCGGGUGUGACCACACAUGAGCAGAAGGCACACACACUACAACCUCUUAUUUUCCAUCUGGGCCGGGAUCCUGGAGAGAAGUUCCCUAUCAGUGUUUUGACCAUGGAAUACCAAGAGGUACUAAGCCGCAUCUCCCCAGUUGUGAAGGAGCAUAGGAAGAUGCUGAUACCAGGCGUUCCUCAGCUCAACAUGUGUGACAGGGCUGUGAUGAACUGGGCCCCAGCCGGCUGCGAGAAGUUAGGAAAGUGUCUCAAAGCUCCCAAGUCAGCUCCCUGGAAGUGUGAAUGGCCGCACUGAGUGGAAAAUACUACUGGGGCAGAAAGGAGCACAAGGAAGUGGCCCUGUCUGCAGAUAAACAGACUUUUUUUUAAGAGUUCAGUGUUUUAAAUGAGUUGCUAGGUUGUCAUAUUAUGUGCUCUGUGAUUAAAUAGCACCUUUUUACCUAAA
This is a messenger RNA of Doryrhamphus excisus (bluestripe pipefish), 1772 nucleotides long. RefSeq names its product galactosamine (N-acetyl)-6-sulfatase (gene galns). Gene Ontology annotation, molecular function: N-acetylgalactosamine-6-sulfatase activity; arylsulfatase activity. Lineage: Eukaryota; Metazoa; Chordata; Actinopteri; Syngnathiformes; Syngnathidae. The record is from RefSeq and is a predicted model, not a curated record.